Messenger RNA from Mesorhabditis spiculigera, 1917 nucleotides. The record is from the annotation of a GenBank genome assembly. Lineage: Eukaryota; Metazoa; Nematoda; Chromadorea; Rhabditida; Rhabditidae.
AUGCAUCGCCUGAAGGCCGACGAGGCCUAUCUUGUCGGCAAGGGUCUACCGCCAGUCGCCGCCUACCUGAUGAUUGACCAGAUUAUCGACACGGCCCUGAAGAACAACAUUGACGCCAUCCACCCGGGCUACGGCUUCCUGUCGGAGCGCGCCGACUUUGCGCAGGCCUGCGAGAAUGCGGGCAUCGUCUUCAUCGGUCCGAGCCCUGACGUGAUGGCUAGAAUGGGGGACAAGGUUGCUGCUCGUCAAGCUGCCAUUGAAUCCGGUGUCCAGGUCGUUCCCGGUACCUCUGGGCCCAUCACCAAAGCCGAGGAGGCCGUGGAAUUUGUCAAGGAACACGGCACACCCAUCAUCCUCAAAGCGGCCUAUGGCGGCGGCGGACGCCGCAUGCGACGCGUCGACAAGAUUGAAGAGGUCGAGGAGGCCUUCCGCCGCGCCUACUCGGAGGCCCAAUCGGCGUUCGGAGAUGGCAGCCUGUUUGUCGAGAAAUUCGUCGAGCGCCCCCGCCAUAUCGAAGUGCAACUGCUAGGAGAUCACCACGGAAAUAUUGUUCACCUGUACGAGAGGGACUGCUCGGUGCAGCGCCGUCAUCAGAAAGUCGUGGAAAUCGCGCCCGCCCCGGCUCUGCCGCCCGGCGUCCGCGACAAGAUCCUCGCCGACGCUAUCCGCCUCGCCAAGCACGUCGGCUAUCAGAAUGCUGGAACCGUCGAGUUCCACGUCGACCAGAAGGGCCACCACUAUUUCAUCGAGGUCAACGCGCGACUUCAGGUGGAGCACACCGUCACCGAGGAGGUCACUGGUGUCGACCUCGUGCAAGCGCAGAUCCGCGUGGCCGAGGGCAAGACGCUGGAGGACCUGAAGCUGAAGCAGGACACGAUCCACGUCAAUGGGGCCGCUAUCCAAUGCCGAUUGACAACUGAAGAUCCAGCUCGUGGAUUCCAGCCGGACUCGGGUCGCAUUGAGGUGUUCCGCUCUGGCGAGGGCAUGGGCAUCCGUCUCAACUCGGCCUCGGCCUAUGCCGGCUCGGUGAUCACGCCGCACUACGACUCGCUGCUGGUGAAAGUGAUCGCCUCAGCGCGCUCGCACAACAAAGCCGCCGCCAAGCUCAUCCGCGCCCUCAAGGAGUUCCGCAUCCGUGGCGUCAAGCCCAGCGAAAAUCGUGCCCAGAAGCUGCUCACGUCUUUGGGCGAGAUCCAAGUCAACGGCGCCACCACCCCGCUUGCCACCACUACAAAGCCGGCCCACGUCGAGCCCCCGGUUCCCGACCUCAAAGCCGGCACCAAGCCCCCGGUCGGUCUCCGCAGCGUGCUCGUCAACGAGGGCCCCGAGGCGUUCGCGAAGGCCGUGCGCCGCAACAAGGGCUGCAUGAUCACCGACACAACUUUCAGGGAUGCCCACCAAUCGCUGCUCGCCACCCGCGUGCGCACCUACGACCUGGCCAAGAUCUCGCCGUUCGUCUCGCACAAGUUCCCGCACCUGUUCUCGCUGGAGAACUGGGGAGGAGCCACCUUCGACGUGUCGAUGCGUUUCCUCCACGAAUGCCCCUGGGAACGACUGGAGACGCUGCGCAAGCUCAUCCCAAAUAUUCCUUUCCAAUGCCUGCUGCGCGGCGCUAACGCGAUGGGCUACAGCAACUACCCGGACAACGUCAUCGAUAAGUUUGCCGAGCUGGCCGUCAAGUCGGGCAUGGACAUCUUCCGCGUGUUCGACUCGCUCAACUACGUGCCCAACCUCCUAGUCGGCAUGGAGGCGGUCGGCAAGGCGGGCGGUGGCGUUGAGGCGACGAUCGCGUACAGUGCGACGUCUCCGACCGGGCGCACGAUCCAGUACUACCUCGACUGGGCCGAACAGCUCGUCAAGGCCCAGUGCCACAUCUUCUCCAUCAAGGAUAUGGCCGGCGACUUGAUGCCUCUGGUU